Drosophila mojavensis is the source of this 1126-nucleotide messenger RNA. Its product is annotated as augmin complex subunit wac. The transcript has 4 exons. The record is from RefSeq and is a predicted model, not a curated record. Lineage: Eukaryota; Metazoa; Arthropoda; Insecta; Diptera; Drosophilidae. The coding region runs from base 531 to 1022 and encodes 163 amino acids.
UUCGAUAUAUAUAUAAUAUUUUUAUUAUGUGCUUUAAUCUAGUCCGUCGAGAAUUUAUAGUAAAAUAAAGUGAAAUUAAAUUAAAUAUCUGGAGAAAGUUCAAAUCUGACGUCACAUUAUUUCACAUUCACAGGGUGGAGUGAAUGGCCGCAAUAUACAACCUUUUGCUAUUUAAUAACCAAUGUACACGGAAUGGCAAAAUUUAAAAUAUUUAUAUAAAAAUCAAUGAGCACAUGGAUAUUUAAAAAGUGAUAAACUCUUCGUGUCUGAUUACUGUUUCGUUGUUUUAAAGCAGCGAACUGCAUUUCUAAUUAGCUAAAGAUAUUGUACAUGAAUAUUUAAAAUUGAUAUAUUCGAUUUUUCAGGGCUACCAAAUAUCGAUAAGAUUGCGGCAUCUUGAAAAGUCAACUUGCCUUUGCGAUACGAAAAAAAUAUUUACAUUUUGCGCCUUUUUACAGCAAUUAUAUUUAUAAAUUAUUGUACUGAAACCAUCAAGUUAAUUUCGUUUUUGUGUUGAACGCUUCUACAAAAUGGACUACAUAAAACUGCAGGAUCAAGUGAAAGCUUUGAAGAAUUUGGGAGAACACUUGGAAAACAAGCUAAAACUUGUCAAUUUUGAGGUCUGUGACUUGCAAAACGAUGUCUUAACAUUGGUGGACAAAUGUGUGGAUAUUCAGGUAGACGGAAAUCUAAACGAUCUGAACUUGAAUUAUUUACGUGAAUUUUACUAUACUAAAAAGCGUGAACAGAUCGAAACCAAGCUAACUGUAACACAGCAAAGAGCAGAGAUAAAGAAACUUCAGCAUGAAAUAGACGAGAUCGGCAAGGAUAUUGCAGGGCUUGAAAAAUUUACCACCUCAGUUGAUAAGCGCAUGACCCCAGCGGCUGUCCAGCAGCAGAUCAAUGAAGUCGAGGCAAAGUCCAAGGCUCUUGUAGACAGACAAAAGGGGCUUAAAGUGCCAGAGGAUUUUAAUAUUGAGGCGGUUAUAGAAAAGAUCGAGAUGCUGGAGCGAAAGAAAUAGAUCUGUAUCUGGUUUUUUGUAUAAAAAUGAUUUUAAUAUGUUUUUAUUUAAUCUGUUGAUUCAAAAAAAAUUAAUUACCAUAACACAAAAUCAGCAAAUCUAAA